Molecule: messenger RNA, 1096 nt
Organism: Thalassophryne amazonica
Lineage: Eukaryota; Metazoa; Chordata; Actinopteri; Batrachoidiformes; Batrachoididae
Gene: tmem128
Product: transmembrane protein 128
Exons: 5
Coding region: 61-558 (165 amino acids)
Source: RefSeq, a predicted model, not a curated record
ACGUCAUCAAAUCGCGACGCAUAUUCUUCCAGGAAGUACCUGUUUUUGCGCUAAUCUAAGAUGAUGCUAAAUGACAGUGAGCUUGCAACUUUGCGGAAUAGAUUCAAGAAAGAUGCGGAAUUUCUUAUGCAACCAACGACCACAGACGAUAAGGAUGAAAAAAGCCAAGAGGAGAAAGAUGUCAAACCUCUACCUUGCAUAAACAAGCACUCUGUUUUCUGGAUCAUGGCAGCUAUAGGUGUGACCUAUUAUGUGGAUUUCCUCCACAACAUUAUGAUGAGUGACGAUAUCAAGAGGUGGUGGUUUAAUUUGGGUUUAGUACUCCUUGGGAUCUGCCUGUCUUUGGCCAUGUUUUGCAUUGUGUACCUGGAAUGGUUCAAAGGUAUCCAGCAUUAUGACCAUGAGUAUCCUGCAAUCCCUCCCAUUACAACGGCAGCAUUCAUUGCUGCAUCAUGCAGUUUUAAUAUAGCGCUGUGGCCGGUCUGGUCCUUCUUCACUCCACUUAUCCUCUUUACCCAGUUCAUGGGUGUGGUCAUGUUCAUCUCUUUACUUGGGUGAAUGUGAUGGGGUGAAGUCACUGGCAGGAAGCAUCACUGCAGACCCAUCACACCUUGGUCAUAAUCUGUUUGAACUUCUACCCUCUGGACGGCACUACAGGACAGCGUAAUCCAAAACGACCAGGCACAGGAACAGUUUCUUCCCCCAGGCCAUAACCCUAACCCAUCAUUCUAAUGAUGGCCUGACUAAUAAACCUGAGACUAAAACACUCAUUGAGCACUCAUCAGAUUCCACCCAGGUAUCAAUAAAGACUCACCAUCAUCCGUCAACCCACUUUGCGCUAUUGUCAUUGCAUUUUAUGUCUUAAACUGUUGCUAUUUCAUUGUAAUUGUUGCACAUUAUUCUGUUUACACUUUAUAAAAUGCAUACUGUAUAUGGUGUCUGCAUCUGCACACUGUUACCACGUCAUCAUACUGUAUGGUCCAAACUGCAGUCACUUUAUUAUAUUAUUAUUCCUUUCCUCAUCCUUGUCCUGUUUGUCUAAUUGUGUAGUUUGUUAUAGGACUGUGAGAAAGUGCAACUGGAGUCACGUUCCUUC